This is a messenger RNA of Rhinolophus ferrumequinum (greater horseshoe bat), 3558 nucleotides long. It is a transcript of the gene MAPK4, whose product is annotated as mitogen-activated protein kinase 4. Gene Ontology annotation, cellular component: nucleus; cytoplasm. Gene Ontology annotation, molecular function: MAP kinase activity; ATP binding. The transcript is spliced from 6 exons. The record is from RefSeq and is a predicted model, not a curated record. Bases 1410 to 3161 code for a protein of 583 amino acids. Lineage: Eukaryota; Metazoa; Chordata; Mammalia; Chiroptera; Rhinolophidae. Gene Ontology annotation, biological process: protein phosphorylation; intracellular signal transduction; cell surface receptor signaling pathway.
GGGUCUCCCCCAGCCCGGCGGUGGCACGCGACCACUAGGCUCCAAAUCGGCGACUCGGUCCCCGCCAGCUCCUUCUCCUCCCUGCGCCCCCGCCGCUGCAGCAGCGUGGGGCUGACCUGGCAGGGAGGCCGGAUUUCGGCCGGGGCUGAGGAGGACCCCGCUUCCCGCCACCCCCUCCCUCUCGGGCACAGCCCGAGGGGUCCCCUCCCCGGGGGAGGAGAGGAUGGGUUUCUAAGGUGACGGAGGGCUCUGGAGAGUGUGCGCCCAGGUGGGAAGACCAGGCUACCCCGGGCCUGGGGCUCGAAUGAGAAAAUGCGGGCGCUCGGCCCCUCAGGGGAGCGCUGCACACAGCAGGAGGGGUGGCUGGGCCAUGCAAGGCCUGGAAUCCCCUGAGCAAGCAGUGUUUCAGCUGGCUGGACAGAUCAAAUAACACUUGGGCUGGUUAACAAAAGACACGCAAGUGGGAAGGUGUUGGAAGCCAGAGUGUGGAAAUUUACCCAACGUUUUCUUUGACAGAGAAGGAGACUCGGUCUGCAAGAUGCCACAUUUCUGCAGCCUCUCUGAGUCUAGCAGAAUACAGUCUCUUUCACAGUGGUGUGGAUGAGAGGGUGACAGGAUGUUGCCCCCAUCUGAAGCCUCCAGAGGAUUCCGGCCUGGCAGCUGAGCUCCCCUCAGACUUGGGACUUCAAGUGUUACUUUGUGGAGAACUCAUGGAAGGUGCUUGGGUUGCUCCAGCUUUCUUCACUGAUGCUCACCAUCCUGGUUUUGUGUUGCAGAAUCUAAGGUGAGCUGAUAAAAAGAGGGGCCAGCAGAGGUAGAAAGAAGCCCCUAGAAGCCUCCGGAAUCCAUUAUUGGGAUCCCUUCCUUCUGCUCAGGACACAGAGAGCAGCUACCAAGCUGUCAGAGGCUGUGAUACAACUGAGCUUUGGACCAUCAUCAGUAAGGAAACACAGCUCAGUAGCAGCUCCUCAUUUCAGCCAGAAGGAACUUCUUUUAACAAAAGGAUUUAAAGGGGAGAGUUUCUGCGCCUUUUCUUUGUAGUCCAUUAUGAUGGAAAACUUUAUGCUCACAUAGAUAAUGAGACUGGGUUUUUCUUUCCAAGAUGCUAUAUUUGAAAGAAGCAUGAGCUAUUCUAAGUGUGGAGGAGGACUUGGGAUAUGCAAGAGUUGGUGGACAUCCCUCUCCAUGCAGGUUAAGAAAACAGUGUGAGCUCCAACUUCUGCAGCUCAGCAAGCAUGGACGUGUGCCACUCUUGUCUCCAGAGAGCUGGUGGCAGUGACAUCACCACGAGAAAAAGCAUCCCUCCGCUUUGGGACUUGACAGAAUGAAGUGUGCUGGGGAGGCCACUCACCGGGACUUGGGCUUUCCCUCCGUCCCACGGGCAGCCCCUGAGCACCCCUGAGCCAACCAUGGCCGAAAAGGGCGACUGCAUCGCCAGUGUCUACGGGUAUGACCUCGGUGGGCGCUUUGUUGACUUUCAACCCUUGGGCUUCGGUGUCAACGGGCUGGUGCUGUCAGCCGUGGACAGCAGAACCUGCCGCAAGGUGGCUGUGAAGAAGGUCACCCUGAGUGACUCCCGCAGCAUGAAGCACGCACUCCGGGAGGUCAAGAUCAUCCGGCGUCUGGACCAUGACAACAUCGUGAAGGUGUACGAGGUGCUGGGGCCCCAGGGUGCCGACCUGCAGGGCGAGCUGUUCAAGUUCAGCGUGGCCUACAUCGUCCAGGAGUACAUGGAGACCGACCUGGCCCGCCUGCUAGAGCAGGGCACGCUGACGGAAGAGCACGCCAAGCUGUUCAUGUACCAGCUGCUCCGCGGCCUCAAGUACAUCCACUCGGCCAAUGUGCUACACAGAGACCUGAAGCCGGCCAACAUCUUCAUCAGCACGGAGGACCUUGUGCUCAAGAUCGGGGACUUCGGGUUGGCGAGGAUCGUGGACCAGCAUUAUUCGCACAAGGGUUAUCUGUCAGAAGGCUUGGUAACGAAGUGGUACCGCUCACCGCGUCUGCUCCUGUCGCCUAACAACUACACCAAAGCCAUCGACAUGUGGGCUGCCGGCUGCAUCCUGGCCGAGAUGCUCACAGGAAGGAUGCUCUUUGCAGGAGCUCAUGAGCUGGAGCAGAUGCAGCUCAUCCUGGAGACCAUCCCUGUGAUCCGGGAGGAAGACCAGGACGAGCUGCUCAAGGUGAUGCCUUCCUUCGUCAACAGCACCUGGGAGGUGAAGAGGCCACUGCGCAAGCUGCUCCCCGAGGUGAACAGUGAAGCCAUCGACUUUCUGGAGAAGAUCUUGACCUUUAACCCCAUGGACCGCCUAACAGCCGAGAUGGGGCUGCAGCACCCCUUCAUGAGCCCGUACUCGUGCCCCGAGGAUGAGCCCAUCUCGCAGCACCCCUUCCGCAUCGAGGAUGAGAUUGAUGACAUCCUGCUGAUGGCCGCCAACCAGAGCCAGCUCUCCAACUGGGACAGGUACCCUGUGAGCCUGUCAUCAGACCUAGAGUGGCGGCCAGACCGGUGCCAGGACCCGAACGAGGUGCAGCGCGACCCGCGCGCGGGCUCGGCCCCGCUGGCGGAGGACGUGCAGGUGGACCCGCGCAAGGACUCGCACAGCAGCUCCGAGCGCUUCUUGGAGCAGUCGCACUCGUCCAUGGAGCGCGCCUUCGAGGCGGACUACGGACACUCCUGCGACUACAAGGUGGGGUCUCCGUCCUACCUGGACAAGCUGCUGUGGCGCGACAAUAAGCCGCACCACUACUCAGAGCCCAAGCUCAUCCUGGACCUGUCGCACUGGAAGCAGGCUGCUGGCACAGCCCCCACCGCUGCCGUGGCUACGGACGCCGGAGCACGCGAGGACGAGCCCGCCAGCCUCUUCCUGGAGAUCGCGCAGUGGGUCAAGAGCACGCAGGGCGGCCCGGAGCGCACCAGCCCACCUCCCCAGGAUCCUGAGCGCGGCCUGUCUGCCUCUCCGCCCUGCUGUCCAGCCCCCGUCGACGGAGGCGCUAGCCCCCAGUUCGACCUGGAUGUGUUCAUCUCCCGCGCCCUGAAGCUCUGCACCAAGCCUGAGGAUCUGCCAGAAAAUAAACUGGGCGACCUCAAUGGCACGUGCAUCUCCGAGCACCCUGGCGAUCUCGUGCAGACGGAGGCCUUCUCCAAAGAAAGGUGGUGAGGGUGUAGGGGGCACUCCAACAACCCCCCACCGCGCGCCAGCGGGAGGCCACCCGAGAAAGCCAGGCCUGGCAGGAGGAGGCCACCGCCCGGGCACCUCCACCACCCCAUCCACCCCUCUCUGCUCCCUGGGGGUUAGCAGAACGCAGGAAGGAUCCGAGGAGAGGAACGGCCAUUUCUUAAACUGCCUUAAUAACUAGCCUUUAAUCUCUGGGAGCGGGUUUGAACAGGAGUCUAAUUUGGGGGUUGAUCACUUUCCCAGCCAAGAGGAGGUCCUUGCGUUUUAUGAGUGGUGGCCUGCAGGAAAGAAACGUGUCUUAGACAGCAGUCUGCAGGCCCUGCCUGUGUGGCUGGGCGCUGAGGAAUCUUGCAGGCGUGGUCUUGAAACCAAUCUGUCA